This is a messenger RNA of Sorex araneus (European shrew), 3285 nucleotides long. It is a transcript of the gene PAFAH2, whose product is annotated as platelet activating factor acetylhydrolase 2. Bases 190 to 1365 code for a protein of 391 amino acids. The record is from RefSeq and is a predicted model, not a curated record. The transcript has 11 exons. Gene Ontology annotation, molecular function: 1-alkyl-2-acetylglycerophosphocholine esterase activity. Lineage: Eukaryota; Metazoa; Chordata; Mammalia; Eulipotyphla; Soricidae.
GGCGCGGGGGCGGCCCGCGCCGGGUCGCGCCCUACUGACUUGUGCAGACUACAACUACCGACGGGCCUCGGCGGCCCGGGGACUCUCUGGUUUCCCUAGCGUUGAGCGUGUGGGCCGCCCCCGCGGAGUCCCCUUGGCUGGCUACCAGGGUCAGCACUGCACAAGCAGUUUGGUUCAAGUGGUGAUGAAAUGGGGAUCAACCAGUCUGUGGACUUUCCACCUAUCACAGGACCCUACCAUGUAGGCUGCGGGGAUGUGAUGGAGGGGACAGGUUCCCAGGGGAGCUUCUUUCGACUCUUCUACCCCUGCCAAGAUCCGGUGAAGACAGCAGAGCAGCCCUUGUGGAUUCCCCGCUAUGAGUACUACAGUGGCCUGGCCGAUUACCUGCAGUUUAACAGGCGCUGGGGGGCUCUGCUAUUCAACCUGGCUGUGGGGUCUUUUCGCCUGCCAAUGAGCUGGAAUGGGCCCUUUAAGCCAAAGGACUCUGGAUACCCCUUGAUCAUCUUCUCCCAUGGCCUGGGAGCCUUCAGGACUUUGUACUCAGCCUUCUGCAUGGAGCUGGCCUCCCGUGGCUUUGUGGUCGCUGUCCCAGAGCACAGGGAUGGCUCAGCUGCAGCCACCUGCUUCUGCAAGAGUUCCCCCGAGGAGCAGCAAAGUGGCAAAUCCCUGGAAGAGGAAUGGAUCCCCUACCGGAAAAUUGCAGAAGGAGAAAAGGAAUUCCCUGUUCGGAACUCCCAGGUGCAUCAGAGAGCCUCUGAGUGCAUGAGGGUGUUGAAGAUUCUGCAAGAGGCCUCGGCUGGGCAUCCCGUCCCCAACCUCUUCCCUGGUGGGUUGGAUCUGAUGACUCUGAAGGAUGGCAUUGACAUGAACCAUGUGGCUGUAAUGGGACAUUCGUUUGGAGGGGCCACAGCUAUUUUGGCUUUGGCCAUGGAGACCCAAUUUCGGUGCGCUGUGGCACUGGAUGCUUGGAUGAUUCCUCUGGAACGUGACUUUUACCCCAAGGCGCGAGGCCCUGUUUUCUUCAUCAACGCUGAGAAUUUCCAGACAACAGAGAGUAUCAACUUAAUGAAAAAAGUGUGUACGCAGCAUGAACAGUCCAGGAUCAUCACUGUUCUUGGUUCUGUUCAUCGAAGCCAAACUGACUUUGCCUUUGUGAGUAGUAACUGGAUCGGUAAAUUUUUCUCCAAUCAAAUCUCUGGGAGCUUGGACCCCUAUGAAGGACAGGAGAUUAUGGUGCGGGCCAUGUUGGCCUUCCUGCAAAAGCAUCUUGAUCUGGAAGAGAACUUUGAUCAAUGGAACAACUUUAUUGAAGGCAUUGGACCAUCGCUCAUCCCAGGGGCCCCACACUGCCUGUCCAGCCUGUAGGUGUAACUGGCCAUUUGUGAAAGGUCACUGAGUUCCCAUUUGGAGCCUGCCCCUGGACACCAUAGUCUCCUUUCAGAACAUGGUCAAAUGACCUUUCUUCACAGAUUGAGAGGAUGUAAUCACACUGGUGAUUGGAUAAUGGACACUUUGAUCUUGAACUUGUUGAUUUUGAACUCCUGUUGGGACUUGGAUCACUUACUGAUUGCCAGGCUGACUUCUUGUGGCCUGAACCCUGAUGCUGUGGGGAACAAGCAGUGGGAUGGGGCCGGGGAGUGAAUCAGAUUUAAACUGAGCUCUUUUAUCUCAAACCGUCUACUCCCUCACUUGGGGCCAACAUAGCUUCUGCAGUGGAAGAAAAGAAGCUGAAGGAGGAAGUGAAAUUUCCACCUUCAGAACCUCUAGCCCAUUCUGGCCUUUUUCCUCCUGCCUCUCAGCCUUCUCUCCUCCCAGGGAUGCUUGGUGAGUUCUGAGCACUUUAAUUUUCUGCAUGACCGUCAUCUGAUUUUUUUGUUUCUUCAAACUUUCUCAUAGCCCGACACAUAGUUCUGGGCUGACACCCAUGUGAGUCCAUGGAGAGGGCAGACAGCAUUGUCCUCAUAGCAUAGGGAGAGAAACUGAGGUAUGAAAGGGGAACCUCAAGAGCUCUGGUUUUCUUAGAGUUUUGCUAAAACAAAACCAACCCAUGGUGUUAAGUAGCCCUCGCCAGAGUGGAGAGGGAGUUUGGUCAGUAAGAGGUUAGGAGGCCACCCUGAGAGAGAGGAGCAUGUAGGUUGGUCUAGCUUCUUACCGCUGAUGUCAGGAGCCUCUAGUUUACUCAUGACAUCUGAGGUAAGAUGUAGUGAUCUGUCUUCUGGCUUGGAGGCCCUGACCUCAAAUUGAAGUCAAGACACAGACUGAGUUGGCCCUAUUCAUAAGUAUGAAUAAUAUUAAUACUUGUUAUGGGCUGGAGAGAUAGUACAGUGGGUAAGGCACUUGCCUUGUAUAGGGCCAUCCCAGGUUCAGUCCUGGCACCACAAAUGGCCCCCUAACUCUGCCAGGAGUGAUUGAUGAGUGAGGAACCAGGAGGAAGCCCGGAGCACCACUGGGUGUGGCCAAUGCCCUCCCACUCUUCCCUCCAAAAUCACCCAAAACCUGUGCUUAUCCAACAAUAUGUCAAAAUAGUUUAUCUGCAUUAGCGCAAGAUGAAGAGAGCCAUCUGGAAGUAACUUUUCCUUCUGUCUUUCUUAUCACUUAUCACUUGUGCCCACGUAGGGAAAAAAACAACAACCUUAGAAGAAAGUCUUCCUAGGGACCUAGUUCAGAGCUGAACAGGAAACUCAGCUUGAAAGGCUUCUCUCCACUCUGCUAGACUUUCACAUCAUUCCAAGUUGCAGAACUGAGUGAGAGCAGAAGGGACAGAUACCCCUAUACAAUAACAAUCAGUCCACCUUGCCACCAACGACAUCUGGGAUGAGGUCUUAGGUGCUAUUCUUCCUCAGAGGUGAAACAUCAUAUGCUGGGUGGGGAAGGCAUGUGAAUACUCGUGAGACAUAGACUUAGUCUAGAGAAUAGAGUUUUACCACCUGGUUGAGUCUUAGCUCCACCAACUGCUAACUGAAUCCAUUUCUUCUUUCCACUCUUGAUUCCUGCUUUUCUUUUCUGUUUUUUUUCUUUUUUGUCUUUUCUUCUGGUAAUAGCCAGUGGUACUCAAGGCUACAUCCAGCUCAGUGUUUGGGGUCAUAUCUGGUGCUGUUCCGGGAACCAUGCCUUGUAGGGGUCGUCGCGUCAGGACCUCCAUCAUGCGAAGCAUAUGCUCAACACACUAAGCUAUCUCUUUGGCCCCUCCAUCCCUGCCUUUCUAAAAUGAUUAUCAAUAAUUAUUGAUAAUAAAAUGAUUAUCAGUAUUAUCAAUAAUUCAGGAGAAUAAAGUAAAAAAAAGCA